Messenger RNA from Brugia pahangi, 534 nucleotides. The record is from the annotation of a GenBank genome assembly. NCBI's taxonomy places the organism in Eukaryota, Metazoa, Nematoda, Chromadorea, Rhabditida, Onchocercidae.
AUGUAUGAUUCUCAGACCGUUAACACAAUUCAUGGAUGUGUUACUCAGACCGUUAUCACAAUUCAUGGAUGUAUAAUGCUGAGAGCGUUAAUCACAAUUCAUGGAUGUAUGAUACUCAGACGUUAUCACAAUUCAUGGAUGUAUAAUGCUGAGAGCGUUAAUUACAAUUCAUGGAUGUAUGAUUUUCAGACCGUUAAUACAAUUCAUGGAUGUAUGAUACUCAGACCGUUAACACAAUUCAUGGAUGUGUGUUACUCAGACCGUUAUCGCAAUUCAUGGAUGUAUAAUGCUGAGAGCGUUAAUUACAAUUCAUGGAUGUAUGAUUUCAGACCGUUAACACAAUUCAUGGAUGUGUGUUACUCAGACCGUUAUCGCAAUUCAUGGAUGUAUAAUGCUGAUAGCGUUAAUCACAAUUCAUGGAUGUAUGAUACUCAGACCGUUAUCACAAUUCAUGGAUGUAUAAUGCUGAGAGCGUUAAUUACAAUUCAUGGAUGUAUGAUUUUCAGACCGUUAAUACAAUUCAUGGAUGUAUGA